CGUCUGGACGAAACAAAAGGGUUUUUCAGUACUCAUUUCGGGGGAGAAAAAGGAGCGACUUUUGGUAAAUAACAAUGGCGAUUCUCGACCGCAGCCUCGUUUUCGCGGCGAUCGCGGUGGCGAUGCUGGCUCCGCGACCACGACGUCCACACGCCGCGCAGCAGUCGAUCCCAUCGUGCGCGUCGAAGCUAGUCCCGUGCGCCAACUACCUCAACUCGACGAAGCCCCCCGAAUCUUGCUGCGGCCCGCUGAAGGACGCGGUGAAGAACGAGCUCCCCUGUCUUUGCUCUCUCUUCAACUCUCCCGAUAUCAUCAAAGCUUUCGGUAUUAAUAUGACCCAGGCGCUCGAGCUCCCCAAGAGAUGCGGCGUGAAUUCUAAUACUUCACUGUGUUCCAAAUCUGGAGCUACACCUCCAUCAUCAGCAAAGACUCCUCCAGGUGGUAGCGGAGGAAAGUCAGGUUCAGGUGGUGACAGCAGCUCUGGCAAGAACAACAAUUCUGGUGCAUUUGUUGGUGCAACCUGGAUUGGAAUCCCAAGCUUGGUGAGCUUGUUCUUGUUUGCUUGGUGCAUGAUGGCGUUAUAGAAUGUGAAGUCAAGUAUGGUAAUUUGGGCUUAUUGGUUGUGAUAAAUUAUAUUUGGUCAGUUAUGUGUUCAUGUUGUUUCUUUGGUUUGUCGGUGGUUUGAUGAGUUUAAAGUGUGAUGUUGUAAUUGUGUGAGGAUUGCUACUUCUUGUCAUAGCAGGAACUGUUGAGGCAUAUUGCAGGCUUCUGAGCUAUGAUCUUUGAUCUUUUCAUUUGCUGUUUCAUAUGACAUCUUAUUAGGAGUUAGUUUUGCUGUACGGAACGUCAUUUGUACUUGUACUGCGGGGUUAAUUUUUUAGUCCGAA
Molecule: messenger RNA, 887 nt
Organism: Asparagus officinalis (garden asparagus)
Lineage: Eukaryota; Viridiplantae; Streptophyta; Magnoliopsida; Asparagales; Asparagaceae
Product: non-specific lipid-transfer protein 2-like
Exons: 3
Coding region: 75-584 (169 amino acids)
Biological process (GO): lipid transport
Molecular function (GO): lipid binding
Source: RefSeq, a predicted model, not a curated record